Molecule: messenger RNA, 933 nt
Organism: Oppia nitens
Lineage: Eukaryota; Metazoa; Arthropoda; Arachnida; Sarcoptiformes; Oppiidae
Exons: 4
Coding region: 147-881 (244 amino acids)
Source: RefSeq, a predicted model, not a curated record
AAAUAUUGAUUAAUAAUUAGAAAGUCUAGUACUCUUUAGUUAGUAGUUUAAUAGUUGAUUAUCGUUUUAAUUAUAUAUCAAUAUAUAUAUAUACAGUAUAUAUAUAUAUAUUGUUUCAUACAUUAAUUUAACAAUUAAAAACAAUAAUGUCUAAAUUAUCAUUGAUAAUUUUAUCAUUAUGUAUCGGACAGUUGGUUUUGGGUCAGAUAGAGGAGUACAGUGGUCAAGGUUUUGGUGGUAAUGACUUGGAUGUCGAUGCCCUACUCGAGUUAGACAACUACGCGAUGACCAGUUGUUUUACAUCCGAUGGCCGAUUGCCGUCCACUGUCGAUGAAGUUCAACAAACGUGGUGUCAUAAUUUUCUAUCUGAUCAUCUGUAUGUACUGGACCUACUUGAGCGUGCAUUUGCCCGCAACUAUGGCCUGGUUACAUUUAUGCGUUUAUGUUCACUGAAAAGCAUACACGAUGUUAGCAAACUGUGCAGUCAACCUAAACUACUACAUGGUGUGGCAAUAGUAUUUCGAUUGCUCAACAAUUUUUUGCCGCAAUUGAUGAAAAUGUCUGAUAAGGCCAAAAAUGUUUACCUGCAUGUGGCCGAUCCUAAUUCACCCCUUACAGCUACCGAUCUGGUUUGUUUAAUUAAAAAAGGUGUGACUAAAAUAUUGCACAUGGUACCAGCAAUAUUGAGAUCGGCAAUAAUCAAACAACAUUUAAAACUAUUCAAAGAAGAAUUGCCCAUGUGGAAAUUUAUAAUUCACUCGUUACGUAUUGAUGUCCAUUUCAAUGACUGUCAACUACCGCGCGGUCCGGCGGCCAACCCGUUAGGCAUACGUAGCGAUAUUACCGCAAUGGCUAUGGCCUGGGAUAAGGUGUCCCUAUAAAUGUUGUUUUUCACUAAUUAAUUAAUUAAAUUUAUUAUUAUUAUUGAUUUUU